GCGGCGGCGAGAGCAGAGGACGAGCCGGGACGCGGCGCCGCGGCACCAGGGCGCGCAGCCGGGCCGGCCCGAGCCGACCGGCCCCACACGGUGAGCCUUCAGAAGCCCAAAGCUACAGAAAGACCAAGGCAGUACUCACACCAGCGUCCCGCACCAAGAUCUAUGUUCGCACUUUAACCUUCGCCUGCCAAGACCACGGUAGCUCCUUCCUUGAAACCCCCCAGCCCCACGCGCCCCAAGCCUGCCUCCCGCGCCCCAGCUGCCUGCCAUGCCCUCCAGCGGCCCCGGGGACACCAGGAGCUCUGCUCCGGAGAGGGAGGAGGACCGCAAGGAAGAAGAGCAGGAGGAGCCUCGCGGCAAGGAGGAGCGGCAGGAACCCAGCACCACGGCCCGGAAGGUGGGCAGGCCAGGGAGGAAGCGCAAGCACCCGCCGGUGGAAAGCAGCGACACGCCCAAGGACUCUGCGGCCACCUCCAAGUCCCCAUCCGUGGCCCAGGACUCAGGCCCUUCCGAGCUGUUACCCAAUGGGGACUUGGAGAAGCGGAGUGAGCCCCAGCCGGAGGAGGGCAGCCCUGCUGGGGCGCAGAAGGGCGGGGCCCCUGCUGAAGGACAGGGUGCCGCCGAGGCCCCACCUGAAGCCUCCAGAGCGGUGGAGAAUGGCUGCUGCACUCCGAAGGAGGGCCGAGGAGCCCCUACAGAAGAAGGCAAAGAACAGAAGGAGACCAAUGUGGAAUCCAUGAAAAUGGAGGGCUCCCGGGGCCGACUGCGGGGUGGCCUGGGCUGGGAGUCCAGCCUACGCCAGCGGCCCAUGCCGCGGCUCACCUUCCAGGCGGGCGAUCCCUACUACAUCAGCAAGCGGAAGCGGGACGAGUGGCUGGCACGCUGGAAAAGGGAGGCUGAGAAGAAAGCCAAGGUCAUUGCAGUAAUGAAUGCUGUCGAGGAAAACCAGGGCUCCGGGGAUGCUCAGAAGGUGGAGGAGGCCAGCCCUCCUGCUGUACAGCAGCCCACCGACCCUGCGUCCCCCACUGUGGCCACCACACCUGAGCCUGUGGGCGCCGAUGCCGGGGACAAGAAUGCUACCAAAUCUGCUGACGACGAGCCGGAGUACGAGGACGGCCGGGGCUUUGGCAUUGGGGAGCUGGUGUGGGGGAAACUGCGGGGCUUCUCCUGGUGGCCAGGCCGCAUAGUGUCCUGGUGGAUGACGGGCCGGAGCCGAGCAGCUGAGGGGACCCGCUGGGUCAUGUGGUUCGGAGACGGCAAGUUCUCAGUGGUGUGCGUUGAGAAGCUGAUGCCGCUGAGCUCAUUCUGCAGCGCCUUCCACCAGGCCACCUACAAUAAGCAGCCGAUGUAUCGUAAAGCCAUCUAUGAGGUCCUACAGGUGGCAAGCAGCCGCGCAGGCAAGCUCUUCCCAGCCUGCCAUGACAAUGAUGAGAGUGACACUGCCAAGGCUGUGGAGGUGCAGAACAAGCAGAUGAUCGAGUGGGCCCUUGGGGGGUUCCAGCCUUCUGGCCCCAAGGGUCUAGAGCCACCAGAAGAGGAGAAAAACCCCUACAAAGAAGUUUACACAGACAUGUGGGUGGAGCCUGAGGCAGCCGCCUAUGCCCCACCCCCGCCAGCCAAAAAGCCCCGGAAGAGCACAACAGAGAAGCCCAAGGUCAAGGAGAUUAUUGAUGAGCGCACACGAGAACGGCUGGUGUACGAAGUGCGGCAGAAGUGUCGAAACAUUGAGGACAUUUGCAUUUCUUGUGGCAGCCUCAAUGUCACUCUGGAACACCCUCUCUUCAUUGGAGGAAUGUGCCAAAACUGCAAGAACUGUUUCCUGGAAUGCGCAUACCAGUACGAUGAUGACGGCUAUCAGUCCUACUGCACCAUCUGCUGCGGAGGGCGCGAGGUGCUCAUGUGUGGGAACAACAACUGCUGCAGGUGCUUCUGUGUGGAAUGUGUGGACCUCUUGGUGGGGCCUGGGGCUGCACAGGCGGCCAUUAAGGAAGACCCUUGGAACUGCUACAUGUGCGGGCACAAGGGCACCUACGGGCUGCUGAGGCGGCGGGACGACUGGCCCUCCCGGCUUCAGAUGUUCUUCGCCAAUAACCACGACCAGGAAUUUGACCCUCCGAAGGUUUACCCGCCUGUCCCAGCUGAGAAGAGGAAGCCCAUCCGGGUGCUGUCUCUCUUUGAUGGAAUUGCUACAGGGCUCCUGGUGCUGAAGGACUUGGGCAUCCAGGUAGACCGCUACAUUGCCUCGGAGGUGUGUGAGGACUCCAUUACUGUGGGCAUGGUGCGGCACCAGGGGAAGAUCAUGUACGUCGGCGAUGUCCGCAGCGUCACACAGAAGCACAUCCAAGAGUGGGGCCCAUUUGACCUGGUGAUUGGGGGCAGUCCUUGCAAUGACCUCUCCAUCGUCAACCCUGCCCGCAAAGGACUCUAUGAGGGCACUGGCCGGCUCUUCUUUGAGUUCUACCGCCUCCUGCAUGACGCACGGCCCAAGGAGGGAGAUGAUCGCCCCUUCUUCUGGCUCUUUGAGAAUGUGGUGGCCAUGGGCGUUAGUGACAAGAGGGACAUCUCACGAUUUCUUGAGUCUAACCCUGUGAUGAUUGAUGCCAAAGAAGUAUCAGCUGCACACAGGGCCCGCUACUUCUGGGGUAACCUUCCCGGUAUGAACAGGCCAUUGGCGUCCACUGUGAACGAUAAGCUGGAGCUGCAGGAGUGUCUGGAGCAUGGCAGGAUAGCCAAGUUCAGCAAAGUGAGGACCAUCACUACCAGGUCCAACUCCAUUAAGCAGGGCAAAGACCAGCACUUUCCUGUCUUCAUGAAUGAGAAGGAGGACAUCCUGUGGUGCACCGAGAUGGAAAGGGUGUUCGGCUUCCCUGUCCACUACACCGAUGUCUCCAACAUGAGCCGCUUGGCGAGGCAGAGACUGCUGGGCCGGUCGUGGAGCGUGCCAGUCAUCCGCCACCUCUUCGCUCCGCUGAAGGAAUAUUUUGCUUGUGUGUAAGGGACACAGGGGCAAACUGAGGUAGUGACACAAAGUCAGACAAACAAAAACCACCAAACACAAUAUAACACCAAGAACGUGAGGAUGGAGAGAAGUAUCAGCACCCAGAAGAGAAGAAGGAAUUUAGAACAAAAACCACAGAGGCGGAAAUGCCGGAGGGCUUUGCCAAGUGAGAAGGGUGGACAUCAUCUCCUGAUUUCUCGAUGUUAAUCUUCAGUCCUAUUUAAAAGCAAAACCAACACCCCUCCCUCCCUUUCCUCUCUGCUCCCCCUCCCAUUUGGGGGGUCAACCCUUUUGUUUUCUGCUCUUUCCAGAGGCGAUUUCUGUUUGGGUUUUGUUUCUUGCUGUAACUGAAACAAGGUUAUUGCAGCAAAAAUCUUAACCACAACAAAAGAGUAAAGAUACCUUGCAGAGGAAAGGUGGGAGAGGGAGGGGAAAGGAAAUUCUAUAGAAAUCUAUAUAUUGGGAAAUUUUGGUUUGUUUUUUUGUUUUUGUUUUUUUUACUAUAUAUCUUUUUCUUUUCCUUUGUUGUCUCUAGCCUGAUCAGAUAGGAGCACAAGCAGGGACAGAAAAUAGAGACACUCAGGCAGCCGGAUUCCCUUCCAGCCACUGAGCUGCCUGCCAGCACCAUUCCUGGUCAUGCAGAACAGGACCCAGCCAGGGGGUAGGGGGACACGAACACCACACCAGACCCUUUUCUACAGUAUUUCAGGUGCCUACCACACAGGAGACCUUGAAGCAAAUCAGUUUCCAGAAGCCGCUGUUACCUCUUGUUUACAGUUUAUAUAUAUACGAUAGAUAUGAGAUAUAUAUAUAAAAAAGGUACUGUCAACUACUGUACAACCCGACUUCAAAAUGGUGCUCUCACAGCGAGAUGAGUAAAAACAUCAGCUUCCACAUUGCCUUAUGUGCAAAGGGUUCUAACCACGGGUGGAGGAGAGAGGGUGCAGCUUGCUGGGCUUUAUCCCACACCCCCACAAGCUUCAUUUUAAUGAAGGAGGAGAAUUGUGGGGCCCUGUCCUCGCGCUUCUCCCUGCCAAAAAGGAAACUGGGGUGAGGGGGCGGGGAAGGUGAGGCAGUGGGGACCAAGGAAGGUCGAGUGUGGAAUUCAUCCAGACCCACCCAUGCAAUAAGCUUUUUUUCCUUUUUCUUACGUUUUUUUCUAAGAGACUCCCCAGACUGGAGUCUCCCUGCCCACUAUCCCACUGCAGCCAAGCCAAGGGCUUUUUGCUGUGGGGUCAGAAAGGAUCUAGAGUGUGGGCAAGUGACAGUUCAGGUCCCCACCUGGAGCAAAUAAAAAAACAUACAACGCGCACUGGUGCUUCCCGUCUAAGUCGCCUCUUGUGUGUUCUUUUAUGAGGCCCCGCCAUCCGGCACCCCGCGCACAAGGUGGCCGUGUACCCUGGAACGCGAUGUUUUUGAUCAUCUCUGCAGGCUGCAGUUUUAUACUGGGAGGCUAAUGACAUCUUUAUUCUUGUUAUUAUGCUUAUGGUUCUGGUUAUCACUAUGUUUUCAGAUUUUUCUUUAAGAAGACAAAAUCCCCCGACACCCUUCCCUUCAGGUUUCAAGCCAAGGUGUGGGGAGCAGGGUGCUUCUAAGUCGGCGGUUCGGGUGCCCUGGCUCUGCGCCCCUUGGGCCAGGUGGGCCGCCCAGCGCACCGAGGGCUGCCUCAUGGCUCCUCGGCUUCUCUUCUACUUCCCCUCCUCUGGGUCAGGUGUGUCAGGGCUGGAGGGAGACCCUGCCGGCUCUCUCCGUGUGUAUGUGUGUGUGCGCGCAUGUGUGACUGGAGUGGUGUGUAUUUCUUUUCUAGUACUUGGUCUGUGCCCUUAGUGGGAGGCAGUAGCACCUGGAGCCCCAAGUGCUCAAGGGACACUGUCCCGCUUCCUACUGAGGCAGGCAGCCUGGUGGUGGUGGUGGUGGCAGUAGGAAGGCUCCUGGGUGAGGGCCCAAUGGGUGGUGCUUGCCUCGGUGGCUGGGGUGUAGAUAUGUGGCAUAUAGAGAUAUAUAUUUUAUAAUGGGAGGGGUGGGCGGCACCUCCUGGGACCGUCAGGACUGGGAGGUGUGCUGCAAAGCACAUGGUCCCUGGUCUGCAUCCCGAGAAAGAUGGCCUAUGGUGAUAGGCGCUAUAUAAGUACAUAGAUAGGGUCACAUAAGAAAUACUAGGGAGUGGGGUAGGGGGAGCAGGCUUGGUGUGGCAGUCAGUUUCGCACAUGUGCACAGGAAGCUCACUCCCGGCUGAAGUCCAUGGAGCCUGCUCAUGCACAGGCCAGGGGCAAUGCAGCUCUCCCACCCGGCAGUCGGGCUCCAUGUGGUCAGCCGCGCAGCUCUUUUAUCUCUGUUGCCCUGGUUGCAGGAAGAUGGUCACUCCCAGAAGUUGCUAGGUGCUGAAAGCAGGAACAGGAGGAGGAUAUAUCUUAGCAGGUGCUCUCCUCUAAACAGGUAGUGUUCUAUCUCUUUUGCCCCUGGUGAUGUCAAAAGAUUUCUUCUGUUAGCAACCUGUGAUACUGACCUGCAACUUUAGGCACCAGUCAAGUCAGCCCUCACCUCCCCCUACCUAUUCUCCCCAUUCAAAAUCCAAUUGACAUCCUUGUCUGUCUUGGCUGUGGGGCUUCCAUUGGGAAACAGAUGGGACUGUGAACCGUGCUUUGUGAUUCAAGCAAA
Messenger RNA from Ochotona curzoniae (black-lipped pika), 5656 nucleotides. It is a transcript of the gene DNMT3A, whose product is annotated as DNA methyltransferase 3 alpha. NCBI's taxonomy places the organism in Eukaryota, Metazoa, Chordata, Mammalia, Lagomorpha, Ochotonidae. The record is from RefSeq and is a predicted model, not a curated record. The transcript is spliced from 24 exons. Gene Ontology annotation, molecular function: DNA (cytosine-5-)-methyltransferase activity. Gene Ontology annotation, cellular component: nucleus; cytoplasm. Gene Ontology annotation, biological process: negative regulation of DNA-templated transcription. Bases 269 to 2995 code for a protein of 908 amino acids.